AUGGGUGAAUCUAUUAAUUUAGUUACAUAUUCUGAUGUGUUUCAUUUUUUUAAUAUCAGAGAAACACACUUUCCUAAUAUAGAAAUAGGAAAAAUUCCUCAAAAUUUAUUAGAUCAGUAUAAUUUAAUUGAAUUUUCGAAUCUUAGAGCUACUGCUCUCAGAGGAUAUAAUAAAUGUUUGGAGUUUAGAUCUAAAGUUGUAAUUCCGUCUGAGAUUAAAGAUGAAAUAAAGAAGAUAAAGAUUCACAGUAAGUAUUGUAAAAAUGAUACACUUGCUGAAAAAAUAAAAGAGAUGUGGAUACAUAAAAGUAAUAAAAGUAAACCAGUUAAAGAAAAAGUUGAUUUAUCAAAAAAAUUUCAUGAUCAAUUUUAUAUUCCCAGAACAAAAACUGAUAAAAUCACUUACGAGACUUCUUUUGGUAUAAAAAGAAAAGAUUAA
This is a messenger RNA of Hepatospora eriocheir, 438 nucleotides long. The record is from the annotation of a GenBank genome assembly. Lineage: Eukaryota; Fungi; Microsporidia; Hepatosporidae.